Molecule: messenger RNA, 4191 nt
Organism: Asparagus officinalis (garden asparagus)
Lineage: Eukaryota; Viridiplantae; Streptophyta; Magnoliopsida; Asparagales; Asparagaceae
Product: auxin response factor 17-like
Exons: 14
Coding region: 967-3804 (945 amino acids)
Biological process (GO): response to hormone; regulation of DNA-templated transcription
Cellular component (GO): nucleus
Molecular function (GO): protein binding; DNA binding
Source: RefSeq, a predicted model, not a curated record
UACCGACUUCAUUCCGGUCAUCGACUAUAAAAAGGCGAGCGGAGAAAAAGGGAGGAAAUUAAAAAUCAGUAAUAAUGGCGGUUUUCGUUGCUGAUUGAUUGACGUGAACCGAGGAGAGGAGAGAGAAACGGGACGCGAGGGCUUCGAUCUAAGUUCGGAGCAAAAUAUCUAGGGUUUGUUCGGAGAAAUGCUCGGUCCCCGUUCGAAGUAGGAGUCGAUUGAGCUCCUUGGUUGCUCGAGCGGUGGAGAUUUGCGGCGUCUAGGGUUCGGUUUGCUGUUUCUCUGAAGGAGGGGCUCGAUUAGGGUUUCGGGAGUUGUUUGCUUGUUUUUUUUUCUUCUUCUUGUUUUCAGAGGUUUGAAGCUUGGUUCUGGAGCUUCGCAGCGAGACCUUUGGAUUCUAGGGUUCGGAUCGAGGAUCUCUUGGAGUGGAAAACACUGGUACAAGGAUUUUGAGGGUCCUUAAGCCUCUGGCGUGAGAUCUGGCUGGUUCUGUUCGUCAGUUGAUGCUUUGGUUUCAGUGCUUGAGUUGUAUCGUCGAGCUCGAAUCUUCGGUCACUGGAGAUACUGAGCUUUUGAGCUAGUUGGACUUCGGAGAGGUUUCGUUUUCUGUGGAUUGUUGUGGUUCCUGCAGUUCAUUCGGUUCUUGGAGUCUGUACUUGAAGUUGGAGCCCCAGAAUUUAACGGACUCAAGGGAGGAAUUCGUGUAAUCUUCGAAGAAAGGAGGGCUAGGAUUUGCGAAGCGAAGCCUGGGAUUGAGGUACUAGAUUCUGGAGGUAAUAAUUUGAAAGAGAAUGAUUUUGUAAGGCACGAUUGCGGUUUCCUUUAAAGGCGGGGAGUAAACUUGCGGGUCUUUGGUAUAUGGACUGGCCCAUCUUGAGGAUUUUGCUCCUUUGUUGAACAAAGGGGAAACUUUGGUCCAAGUUUGGGGUUUCUGUUGCAUUUAAGCCCUCGUCAGAUUCUUUGAGGAUGAGGCUCUCGUCGUCGGGUGUCGCUAGUCGGCAAGAAGAGGGAGAAGAAAGGUGUCUGAAUUCUGUGCUAUGGCAUGCAUGUGCCGGGCCACUUGUGUCAUUACCUGCAGUCAGCAGUCGUGUUGUGUACUUUCCUCAGGGUCAUAGUGAGCAGGUAUCUGCAUCAACCAACAAGGAAAUUGAUGCACACAUCCCAAAUUACCCAAGUCUGCCUCCUCAGCUGAUUUGUCAGCUUCAUAACAUAACUAUGCAUGCAGAUGUCGAGACUGAUGAGGUUUAUGCCCAAAUGACAUUGCAACCACUUAGCCCGCAAGAGCAAAAGGACCCCUACCUCCCAGCUGAGUUGGGCACCCCUAGUAAACAGCCAACUAACUACUUUUGUAAGACAUUGACUGCAAGUGAUACGAGUACUCAUGGUGGGUUCUCCGUUCCUCGACGUGCUGCUGAAAAAGUGUUCCCUCCAUUGGACUUCUCUCAGACGCCUCCUGCACAAGAGUUGAUUGCAAGGGACCUUCAUGAUAAUGAAUGGAAAUUCCGCCACAUUUUUCGAGGUCAGCCAAAGAGGCACCUUCUUACAACAGGAUGGAGUGUUUUCAUCAGUGCAAAAAGACUUGUUGCCGGGGAUUCAGUUCUCUUCAUCUGGAAUGAAAAUAAUCAGUUGCUUCUGGGUAUCCGGCGUGCUAGUCGUCCACAAACUGUUAUGCCUUCAUCAGUUUUAUCCAGUGACAGCAUGCAUAUAGGCCUCCUUGCAGCUGCAGCUCAUGCUGCUGCUACAAACAGCCGCUUUACUAUAUUUUAUAACCCAAGGGCAAGUCCUUCAGAGUUUGUUAUACCACUAGCCAAGUAUGCAAAAGCAGUUUAUCACACUCGUGUUUCUGUUGGAAUGCGUUUCCGGAUGCUUUUUGAAACUGAAGAAUCAAGCGUUCGCCGUUACAUGGGAACAAUAGCAGGGAUAAGUGAUCUGGAUCCAGUUCGUUGGCCAAAUUCACAUUGGCGUUCUGUGAAGGUUGGUUGGGAUGAGUCGACUGCUGGGGAAAGACAGCCAAGGGUGUCACUUUGGGAUAUUGAGCCCCUGACAACGUUCCCAAUGUACCCAUCUCAUUUCCCUCUCAGACUAAAGCGCCCUUGGCCAUCAGGGCUACCCUCUCUGCAUGGUGGAAAGGAUGACGAACUGGGCUUGAAUUCUCCAUUUAUGUGGCUUCAGAAUGGUGAUCGAGCAAUGCAAGCAUUCAAUUUCCAAGGGCUUGGAAUGGCACCUUGGAUGCGGCACAGGUUUGAUGCUUCUAUGCUUGGUCUACAGCCUGACAUUUAUCAAGCAGUGGCUGCUACAGCUCUUCAGGAAAUAAGAACAGUGGAUUCUCCAAAACAGGCAUGUCCUGCAGUGCUGCAAUUCCAGCAACCACAAACAAUAACCAGCAGAUCAAAUCCUCUAUUAGCUAGUCAAAUUCUGCAGCAAAUGCAGCCUCACGCUCAGCAAGCCUUCCUUGAGUCUCUCCAGGAAAACCAGGGUCAAAACCCAUGCCAGUCUCAAUUCCUUCAGCAUCAAUUGCAGCGUUGCCAGUCAUUUAAUGAUGCUCAGCAGCAGCUGCAGGCAUCAUCAUUACAGCAGCAUCCUGAGCAUCAAGCAUUACAGCAGCAUCAUGAUCAGCAAGCAUUACAGCAGCAUCAUGAGCAGCAAGCAUUACAGCAGCAGCAGCGACUGCAACAUUUACAGCAGAACCAACAGCAGCAAUUACAACAACAGCAGCAACAGCAGCAACAGUUGCAGCAGCAGCAAUUACAGCAGCAGCAGCAGUUGCAACGACAGCAGAGUCGAUCACAACAGCAGCAGAGCACAUUACAGCAACAUGAGCAGCAGCACCAAUUACAGCAGCAGCACCAGCACCAGCAACAAAUGCAGCAGCAACGACCGUCUAACCAUCAGCAAAUUCCUGAUGUAGUUUCAGCCAUGUCUCAGCUAAGUUCAGCUUCUCAAUCCCGAUCUUCAACCUUGGCGAUAGCAUCUUCAUUUGCUCAGCAGAAUUUCCCGGACGCCACUAGUAACCUGGUAUCCAAACCUGUUGCUUCACCUCUGCAUAUUCCUUUGCGCUCGUAUUCAUCUGAGGAAACAUCAAAUAUUCUUAGUAUACCAAGAAGUAGCCCACUUAUCAACUCGGGUAUCCGGCCAUCUAAGCGAUUAGCUGUCGAGGCCAUGGUUCCUUCUGGGGCUCAUUCAAUUCAGCCCCAGGUUGAACAGUUAGGUCCUCUCCAACCAAAUAUUUGUACUAACUUGUUUGCAUUGCCACCAUUUCCUGGAAGGGAAAGCUCUCUAGACCAGGAAGGUAGCACUGAUCCCCAAAGCAAUCUGCUUUUUGGUGUCAACAUAGACUCCUCUAUCUUAAUGCAGAAUGGCUUGUCAAGCCUCAAGAGCAUAGGCAGUGAUACUGAUUCAACAACCAUGCCAUUUGCUACUGGAAAUUUUCUGGGCAUCGGAGGAACUGAUUUCCCAUUGAAUCAGGGGCUGCCAAGUUCAACUUGCGUAGAAGAAUUGGGGUUUUUGCAAUCUCCUGAGGAUGCAGGCCAAGUUAACCCACAAAGUGGAACCUUUGUAAAGGUUUACAAAUUGGGGUCUUUUGGUAGGUCACUAGAUAUUACCAAAUUCAACAAUUAUCCUGAGCUCCGCAGUGAGCUUGGGCGUCUGUUUGGCCUUGAAGACCAAUUGGAAGACCCUGUGAGAUCAGGCUGGCAGCUUGUAUUCGUCGACCGGGAGAAUGAUGUUCUUCUCCUUGGCGAUGAUCCCUGGCAUAUUUGUACCGUGUGCUGUUUAUCGAGAGUCUGGGUUCGUCUCGUACCUUGACCCCAACUCGUGAUCCUUUCAGAGAGUUUGUAAAUAGCGUCUGGUGCAUAAAGAUACUGUCGCCUCAAGAAGUGCAUCAGAUGGGAAAUGAAGGCGAUGAACUUCUGAACUCAGUCCCGAUGAAAAGGCUCUCGAGUGUCAGUUGCGACGACUACAUGAGCAGGCAGGACUCGAGAAACAUGACCAGUGGGAUCACAUCCGUAGGCUCUUUAGACUACUGAUGAAGACGAGAUGCCGAAGAGAUUCAGAAUCAUAUAAACUCUUGCCGCAUCCAGUAAGUUUUUAAACUAUGCAUAUCUGUAUUGUAUGUCUAUGUAUCUUUACACAGUGCCAAUAGUGGUAUUUGUUCCUAGCAGUAGAUUCAAGUAUUGACCUCUUUGCACGUCA